GCUCAGUCAGCGCGGCCGCCGCGAGGUCCCGGGGCGUGCGCGGGGAGAGGGGGAAGGAGAGGAAGAAGAGCGGGGAGAAGGGGAAGGAGAGGAAGAGCGGGAGAGAAGGCUGCCCCGAGGCUGGCCGACAUGGGGCUGGAGGCGGCGCGCGAGCUGGACUGCACGGCGCUGGGCGCGCUGCUGCGGGAGCCGCGGGAGGCCGAGCGCACGCUGCUGCUCGACUGCCGCCCCUUCCUGGCCUUCUGCCGCCGCCACGUGCGCGCUGCGCGGCCGGUGCCCUGGAACGCGCUGCUGCGGCGCCGCGCGCGCGGCCCCCCCGCCGCCGCCCUCGCCUGCCUGCUGCCCGACCGCGCGCUGCGGGCGCGCCUGGCCCGCGGGGAGCUGGCGAGGGCUGUGGUGCUGGACGAGGGCAGCGCCUCGGUGGCCGAGCUCCCGCCCGACGGCCCGGCCCACGCGCUGCUCGCCGCGCUGCUGCACGAGACCCGCGCCGGGCCCACCGCCGUGUGCUUCUUGCCAGGAGGCUUCGAUCGCUUCCAGGCUUGCUGCCCCGAUCUGUGCUCUGAGUCCCCCGUCCCAGCGAUGCCGUCUACUGGGGCCGAAAACAGCUGCUCCGACCCCAGGGUUCCCUUGUAUGACCAGGGUGGCCCCGUGGAGAUCUUGCCCUAUCUGUUCCUGGGCAGCUGCAGCCACUCAUCCGACCUACAGGGCCUUCGGGCUUGCGGCAUCACAGCCGUCCUCAACGUCUCGGCCAGCUGCCCCAACCACUUUGAGGGCCUGUUGCGCUACAAGAGCAUCCCGGUGGAGGACAACCAGAUGGUGGAGAUCAGUGCCUGGUUCCAGGAGGCCAUCGGCUUCAUCGACUCGGUGAAGAACAGCGGAGGCCGGGUGCUGGUGCACUGCCAGGCGGGCAUCUCGCGCUCUGCCACCAUCUGCCUUGCGUACCUGAUACAGAGCCGCCGCGUGCGGCUGGACGAGGCCUUCGACUUUGUUAAGCAACGCCGGGGAGUCAUCUCCCCCAACUUCAGUUUCAUGGGGCAGCUGCUACAGUUUGAGACGCAAGUGCUGUGUCACUGAAGCUGGGCCCCACCAUGCUGGCCCCCCAGGGCUGAGGCACUGCCUGAUUCCUGGGCGUGGCAGACUGGGGGCAGCUGGGGUCCCAGUCCCCCACUGUCCCCCUCAUCUCAGGGAGAGCGAUCCCUUCCUUGGAGUUUGAAAAGCCCCCAGAUGGGGGCGCUGGGAAUGCAGAGAUGCUGGACUUUCUCACCUGGUGCUCUUCUGCUUAGGAGUUUGAGGGCUUACCCUCAGUCCUCAUUUCAGAAGGAGAAUGGGGGACAUUUGUGCCCUGCGACCCUGUCCUCUGGCAGAAGCUAACUGGACUCUACACUCAGGGACUCUCGUUGGCCCCACCUCCAUGUUGGAGCCCUUGGCAGCCUGAGGGCUCCAAGGAACAAGCUGUGACAACCAGGAGCCCUGUCUGGGGAGUGGUCCACCCCGGGGCCUGGAGCCUGAGCCCUGUGCUGGGGCUUGGGGAAGUGAUGUGGAUGCUGUGUCCGGACCUCUUGUUUGUGUGUGUGCGCAAGUGUUUCACGCCUUUGUUGGCGCUGGAAAGUUAUUUGUGUUCAACUGACAUUUAACACUCCCUCCCCCACUUCCUCCCAGCCCUGUGGGCGGGGGUUGGAAACUUAGCACUUUAUAUUUAUACGGAACAUUGAGGAUGUGUCAAUAAAAUAUUGUUUUGUUUAAAAAGAA
Molecule: messenger RNA, 1749 nt
Organism: Camelus dromedarius (Arabian camel)
Lineage: Eukaryota; Metazoa; Chordata; Mammalia; Artiodactyla; Camelidae
Gene: DUSP2
Product: dual specificity phosphatase 2
Exons: 4
Coding region: 130-1074 (314 amino acids)
Biological process (GO): negative regulation of MAPK cascade; endoderm formation; protein dephosphorylation
Cellular component (GO): cytoplasm; nucleus
Molecular function (GO): protein tyrosine/threonine phosphatase activity; MAP kinase tyrosine phosphatase activity; MAP kinase tyrosine/serine/threonine phosphatase activity
Source: RefSeq, a predicted model, not a curated record